UUACCAGUGACAAGAUUCUUUGCUUAGGUUUAGAUAAAAUAGUGUCUGUACACUUUCUACAAUAGAACUGAUGUCAUUUAGCGUGCGGUAGAUGUGACGUUUUGUGCCACAUAAAAUAUCAGGUUGACGUCAUUGUUACCGAGCAGAAUGUCGAGACCCCAGAAAACUCAGUCUCAUUCGUCCAACCUACUUCGUGGAAAUGAAAACGACGCAGCCUUUAAUGUUUUGGGCAACAAAUCAGUUUCACUCUCCACGACUGUUGCGCAGCUGUAUAUCGCACAUCCAGAUCCUAGGAAGUGGACUAAACAUCGCACGGGUGUUUUAUGUUUUGUGAAGGACAAUGGGAAGAAGUCGUAUUUCAUUAGGAUGGUGGACAUCACAAGUCGAGCAGUUGUAUAUGAUCAAGAACUCUUUGAACAAUUUGAAUAUAAAACUCCCAAGCCACAUUUCCACAGUUUUGCUGGUGACAAGUACACGGUUGGCAUUAACUUUGGAGAUCCUGGAGAGGCGUCUCAUUUUAAGGAGGCCGUGCAGGUAAAGAUUAAAGCAUACCAACAGAAGAAAGCUAACCGUGUGCCAAAGAAGGCUCCUGCUGCUCCUUCAGUGGGUACUGGUUCUGCUCCUCCUCCUCCUCCUGCACAACAUCGAGCUAGUGCACCACCACCGGCUGCAAUGACUGGAGGAGGAACGCAGCAUGUAAAUAUUCCUGCUAAUGUAAAGGUCAAGAAUGACAAGGGUACAGUAAGAGCAGGGAAAGGUAAUCGAAAAAGAAUAUCAAAGAGUGACAUUUCAGGCCCUAGCAACUUUGUUCAUGUUCAGCAUGUUGGGUUUGACCCAGAAAAAGGUUUUGAUUUGAACAACCUUGAUCCUGAAUGGUCGACUCUUUUCAGUGCAGUUGGUGUUACAAAGGAGCAGCUGCAAGAUAAAGAGACAGCUCAGUUCAUUUACGAUUUUGUUGAAAAACAAGGAGGCAUUGAGGUUGCAGCCAAGCAGCUCAAGCAGCAAGCACCAGCACCGCCGCCACCACCACAUGCAACAACACGUGGUGCAGCUCCUGCUCCUCCUGCACACAAAGGUGGCAGAAACCGAGCUCCUCCUCCUCCAUCUCGUGGUGCAAGUGGUGCACAUGGUGUGCCGCCUCCUCCUCCUCCACCAGCCCGUGGACAAGCUCCUCCACCUCCAUCUCGAGGAGCAGCUCCACCUCCACCUACUAGUGCGCCUGCACCACCACCUGCACCACCACCGCCUGGAAUUGGGGCUCCACCACCUCCGCCUCCACCUGGGCGUUUUUCACCACCUUUAGGUGGGCCACCUACUCCUCCUUCACCAACUGGUGGUGGUCGAGGUGACUUACUAUCUCAGAUUCAUCAAGGGAAGUCAUUGAAACCAGUGCAACAAAAUGAAGACAGUGGGUCAGGGGACUCACGUGGUGGCUUGCUGGAAGCAAUCAGAAAGGGAACCAAUCUCAAACGAGUAUCUGAAAGCGACAAAGGGUCUCCUCCUCCCGAACCAGAGUUAGGUGGAAUGGCUGGAGCUCUUGCUCGUGCUUUACAGGACAGAUCACGAGUAAUACAAGUGUCUGAUGAAGAAGAAGAAGAUUACGAUGAAGAUGACGACAGUGAUGAGUGGGAUGACUAAGUAACAUUUUCUAAUUAUUGCCACAGUUACAGUGGACAACCUUGGACAGCAUUGAACUCAAAUAUUAUUGUUUGGCUGCAUGUACAAGGGUAAAGUGACUUGUUGGUGUGUAUUGUGUAUAGUACAUUACACUAUUAUAGUUGGUUGGUAGAUCGUCUGUUGUGUAUUGUAAACUUCUCAUGAAUUACAUAUUUGUGACAUCAA
This is a messenger RNA of Corticium candelabrum, 1842 nucleotides long. RefSeq names its product actin nucleation-promoting factor WASL-like. Gene Ontology annotation, molecular function: small GTPase binding; actin binding. Gene Ontology annotation, biological process: actin filament organization; regulation of Rho protein signal transduction. The transcript is spliced from 6 exons. The record is from RefSeq and is a predicted model, not a curated record. Bases 148 to 1638 code for a protein of 496 amino acids. NCBI's taxonomy places the organism in Eukaryota, Metazoa, Porifera, Homoscleromorpha, Homosclerophorida, Plakinidae.